Messenger RNA from Spodoptera exigua (beet armyworm), 1543 nucleotides. NCBI's taxonomy places the organism in Eukaryota, Metazoa, Arthropoda, Insecta, Lepidoptera, Noctuidae. The record is from the annotation of a GenBank genome assembly.
CCGGCGCAGUAGCAAUCCGACGCCGGGUCGAGGCGAACGCGUUACAAACAUGCGCUCAAUCCUAGCCAUAAUAUCCAUACUGUUCAUCUACGCAAAAUGUGACGACAAAUACAACGAGAAACGGAAGCAACUUGUUGAACUUGAACUAAGGAUGGCCCUCGGCGGUAACACUACACUAAAUGAUAAGGAGAACAUUGUAAACAACUGCCUGAUGCAACACAAGUUUAAUGAACUCGAUUACGGAUUUGACAAUCCUGAACAUUACAACCUUUCUCAUCAUUUCUUCAAUUAUAAAAAGCAAAUCCAGACGUCUAAAGUUUAUAAGAUUAUUAAGAAUAUGCCUAAAGGAGCUGUGCUUCAUGUUCACGACAUGGCCAUAAUCGGUCCAGACUAUUUCCUGAACCUCACGUACAUGGACCAUCUCUACGUGUGCUUCGAAAAACCUAUCAGAUUUUGGUUCUCCUAUAACGUUCCUAACUCUACAUGUGACGGGGAUUGGAAGCUGAUGAAGAAUGUAAGGAAAGCAGCAGCUAAUGUGACACAGUUCGACGCCGAUUUGAGAAAACAUUUCUCCAUGGUCUGUGACAAUCCUGACGUAGUGUACCCUUCCAUCAAAGAAACAUGGACCACUUUCAUGGGAUACUUCACCACUGUUUAUGGCCUAAUAUCGUUUAGGCCAAAUUGGGAGAAAUAUUUUUAUGAUGCUCUAAAACUGUUUAGAGACGACAAUGUUAUGUACGUUGAAGUAAGAAGCAUAUUACCCAACUUGUAUGAGCUUGAUGGUACUAUUUAUGACAAAAGAAUAACGGCGAAAGCUUACAAGAAAGCGAUAAACAAAUUCGUCAGAGAUUAUCCAGAUUUUCUUGGAGCUAAACUAAUAUUUGCUCCGUCGAGAAAGGUGGAUACAACAGUGCUAGAUUCUGAUAUACAAACAGCGAGACAGAUUAAGAAAGACAUGCCUGAUUUAUACGCCGGCUUCGAUUUGGUUGGACAAGAGGAUUUAGGGAAUCCACUUAUAGAAUUUGUACCACAGUUACUCCAAGCUAAAGACUUGGAUUUCUUCUUCCACGCUGGUGAAACGAAUUGGUACGGGACAUUGACAGAUGAGAAUUUAGUUGACGCAGUAUUGUUGGGUGCUAAGAGAAUCGGGCAUGCGUAUGCACUUGCAAAGCAUCCAGCUUUGAUAAGGGAAGUAAUAGAAAAAGAUAUUGGUAUAGAAGUGAAUGUUUUAUCAAACGCUGUGUUAUCAUUAGUGAAAGAUGUUCGUAAUCAUCCUUUAAAUAUUUUCUUGAGUUUGAAUCUUCCUGUUGUGUUGUCUAGUGAUGAUCCUGGUGCUUGGGAAGCUGAUCCAUUGUCUGAUGACUUUUACGUGGCGUUUGUGGGUGUGGCUAGUAGGCUUUCAGAUUUGAGGAUGCUAAAAGGUUUAGCUUUGAAUUCUUUGAAAUACAGUGCUCUAACACCUGAACGUAAGGUGCGGGCGAUCCAUGAUUUUAAUACAAAAUGGAAUGAUUUUGUUAACAAUUUCGAUUGUAAGUCGUAUUAA